This is a messenger RNA of Mytilinidion resinicola, 1933 nucleotides long. RefSeq lists its product as uncharacterized. Gene Ontology annotation, molecular function: phosphoric diester hydrolase activity. The coding region runs from base 467 to 1933 and encodes 488 amino acids. Lineage: Eukaryota; Fungi; Ascomycota; Dothideomycetes; Mytilinidiales; Mytilinidiaceae. The record is from RefSeq and is a predicted model, not a curated record. Gene Ontology annotation, biological process: lipid metabolic process. The transcript has 2 exons.
ACCGUCACCUGUGAAACACAGCACGUCGAACGAACACGAACGAGCCUACCCAGUGCUCGCGCCUUGGGGCACAGCCAUCGUGUAACUCCAACAACUGGCCCCUUCGUUGCCCAGGAUAAAGCGCUGAGAACACUGUGGCGCCAGCUGGACCGAGCCCUUUCUACAUUCCUAUAUUGAGCGCAUCCCCUGUGCCUGCCUGGACGGAAUUCGCUCCUCUCAGCCCCAGGCCCCGUAUACAUUCGUCCUCAGCACCCUUCAACUGCGUCCACUCUGCCAUCCUCCCCUCACCAUCCGCACCGCUACCAAGGCCUCCACCUCGGAACAGUCAAGUUACCGGCGGCUCGACUUGAGCUCUCGUCGACCCGCUGAGACCCUUGCGGCUGUCAGUCAAUUGGAGCCGCGCAGAACACGAUCCGCGCCGGGUUUGCUGGCCACGCUCCGGUCGCCCUAUUGGCUGGCCCCUGAGAUGGCGCCACACGGACAUCUGGGGAACGCGGAAAACUCGAUGACGCGCGACUUCGAAGACUUCAACACUCCGCUCAAGGACGCGCCCAUUAUCUCGCUGCGAGCCCUGGAGAAUGGCAACGACCUCUUCCACGCAAAAGACAGCGCCAUCUCGAUUUGGAGGCGGCUCCUCAUGACGUUGCGUGGCCGCCGCGGAAAUGCCAGACGGCGGGCACCUGAACUUGACAGCCCCGCUUCCCCAACCGUCCAUGUCAAGGUUGUGAGACGUUCGAGCAGGGCGAAGUGGAGGAGGAGGUCGUGUUGGGGUUGUAUUGCCAUCCCGGUGUUAGCCCUGCUGUUUUUCGGCAUGGUGCACGUAGCAAAUGUCAUCAUGUCUCUCGUGCCCAUGAUAUGGGACAACGCCGUCGACACCGACCUCUUUCUCCCCAACUGGGGCAAGCCGAACUCCCCCGGCGAAGGCCUCUCCUCCUACCCAACCGACUUCACACGUGACGUCCGGCCCAUCCCCUGCCACAGCCAUAAUGACUACUGGCGCCGCGUCCCCCUCUAUCUCGCCCUGCACUACGGCUGCACUGGAGUUGAAGCCGACGUGUGGCUCUUCGAUGACGAUCUCUUUGUCGGCCACAACACCGCCUCCUUAUCCCUUAACCGCACCUUCCGAAAUCUCUACGUCAACCCCCUUGUUGAGAUCCUCGACCGCGCCAAUCCCUCCACCGCCUUCACAUCUGCCGACCCAAGUCUUACAGAUACGCUCAACGGCGUCUUCGACGAAGAUCCCACCCAAAACCUCGUCCUCCUCGUCGACUUCAAGAACGCCGGCGACGCCCUCUGGCCCGUCGUCUCCGCCCAACUCUCUGCCCUCCGCGAAAAGAACUACCUCUCCUGGACCGACGGCUCAACGGUCUACCCGGGCCCCAUCACUGUCGUCGCAACCGGCAACGCCCCCUUCGACCUCCUGACUUCCAACACUACCUACCGCGACAUCUUCUUCGACGCGCCGCUCGCCGCCAUGUACGAGGAACCCUUCUCCAGCGACCGCCCCUACCACGCACACCCUCCGCACGACCACGACCACAACUACGACCACAGCGAAGCCACGCCUCCCCUGCCUCAACUCGCCACCCCGCGCCGCGACAGCGGCCAAGGCGAGACCGGCCUCGUCCCUGGCUCUUCCUUCGACACGACGAACUCGUACUACGCAUCGACGAACUUCCGCUCCGCGAUCGGCUUCGUGUGGGGCAACCGGCUGUCGCAUCGCCAGAUCGAGCUGAUCCGGGGCAUGGUGGCGGGCGCGAAGAGCAGGGGCUUGGUGGCGCGGUUCUGGAACACGCCGGCGUGGCCGAUCGGGGUGCGGAACCACGUGUGGCGGGUGCUGGUGCGCGAGGGCGCGGGGAUGCUGAGUGUGGAUGAUGUGGAGGCGGCGGGGCGGGGGAAUUGGGGGCGGCGGAAGCAUUGGGGGUGGUUGUGA